Messenger RNA from Trifolium pratense (red clover), 1807 nucleotides. RefSeq names its product zeatin O-glucosyltransferase-like. Bases 216 to 1688 code for a protein of 490 amino acids. The record is from RefSeq and is a predicted model, not a curated record. Gene Ontology annotation, molecular function: UDP-glycosyltransferase activity. The transcript has a single exon. NCBI's taxonomy places the organism in Eukaryota, Viridiplantae, Streptophyta, Magnoliopsida, Fabales, Fabaceae.
CCUCUCAUACUCUUCAUUUUCCCGAAAGACACAUAUCAAAGGUGUACAAUACGCAUUUCCCUUCUAUUCUAUAUAAACCCCAUAAUGGCAACAAGCCUAACUACCUAGAAUCCUAGACACAACAUAGUUUCAUCUACUUGUCUUGCUCUUGUUCCAAAUAAUUAUUUUUUUUUGUUAUUGUUCCAAUUUUUUAUUUUUUUCAAUAUCAUCAAUCAAUGGCUUCUAGCUACCAAACUUCACCCAUGGCUUCCAACUACAAUAGUCACAAAAAAGUUCUUAGAAAUGGCACCAAAAUCAUUCACCAAACCCAAGUAGUAGUUGUUGUUGUUCCUUUCCCAGCACAAGGUCAUCUCAACCAACUUCUUCACUUUUCACGUCUUAUUUCAUUAUACAACAUACCAAUCCAUUUUGUUGGAACAACACAACAUAAUCGACAAGCAAUAGUUCGUGUACAAGGUUGGGACCCAAAAUCAAUUUCAAAAAACAUUCACAUUCAUGACUUCAAAGUUCCAACCUUUAUGUCUCCUCCUCCAAACCCAAAUGCAAAAUCAAAAUUUCCAUCUCAUCUUUUUCCAUCUUUUCAAGCUUCUACAAAUCUUCGUGAACAUGUUGCUACGCUUUUGCAAUCACUUUCAUCCGUAGCUAAAAGGGUUGUUGUCAUUUAUGACUCCCUUAUGGCUUCUUGUGUACAAGAUGCUAUUCAUAUUAAAAAUUGUGAAAGUUACACUUUUCAUAGUGUUUCUGCUUUUACCAUGUUUUUGUACUUUUGGGAUUUAAUGGGAAAGCCUCAAGUGAAAAAAUCCAAAAAUCUCAUUCCUGAAGUUCCUUCUUUAGAAGGUUGCUUCACAACCCAAUUCAUAAAUUUCAUAUCUUCACAAUAUGAGUUUCAUAAAUUUAGCAAUGGUGUAAUUUACAAUACAACAAGGGUAAUUGAAAAGCCUUAUAUUGAGUUAAUAGAAGGCAUGAUAGGUCACAAAACUCAUUGGGCUUUAGGCCCAUUUAACCCUUUAUGUAUUGAGAAAAAAACCAACAAUAAAAGUAGGCACUUUAGUUUGGAGUGGCUUGAUAAGCAAAAGGGUAAAUCAGUAAUUUACGUGUCUUUUGGGACUACAACAGCUUUAAAAGAGGAACAAAUCAUAGAGCUUGCAAAUGGGUUGGAGCAAAGUAAACAAAAAUUUAUUUGGGUAUUAAGAGAUGCUGAUAGAGGUGAUGUUUUCAAUGAGGAUGGUGUUAGAAGAAUUAUUGAGUUACCAAAGGGGUUUGAAGAGAGAGUUGAAAAUGAAGGUAUUGGGCUAAUUGUGAGAGAUUGGGCCCCACAAUUGGAAAUUUUAAGUCAUUCUUCAAUAGGGGGGUUUAUGAGUCAUUGUGGAUGGAAUUCUUGUAUGGAGAGUAUUACUAUGGGGGUGCCAAUAGCAGCAUGGCCUAUGCAUUCUGACCAACCAAGGAAUAGAGUUUUAGUGACGGAAGUGCUUAAGGUUGGUUUGAUUGUGAGGGAUUGGAAUCAUAGGGAUGAAUUGGUGAAAGCAUGUGUUGUGGAAAAUGUUGUGAGGAGAUUGAUGGCCACAAAAGAAGGUGAUGAAAUGAGACAAAAUGCAAUGAAUUUGAGAAAUGAAAUUCUUGAGUCAAUGGAUGAAGCUGGUGUUUCACGUAUAGAAUUGGAUUCUUUCAUUGCCCAUGUGACUAGAUAGAUAUAUAAUUUGACCAAUGUCUAUCAUAAGCUCAAUUAUGCAUUGUUAAAAAAUAUAUAAAAAAUGGUUUUGAUGAAGCAACUAUGAUUUUCUUAUAAUUAAAUAGUGUAUUGGUAGAA